This is a messenger RNA of Trichogramma pretiosum, 4584 nucleotides long. RefSeq names its product xanthine dehydrogenase-like. Lineage: Eukaryota; Metazoa; Arthropoda; Insecta; Hymenoptera; Trichogrammatidae. The record is from RefSeq and is a predicted model, not a curated record. Bases 239 to 4312 code for a protein of 1357 amino acids. Gene Ontology annotation, molecular function: 2 iron, 2 sulfur cluster binding; FAD binding; molybdopterin cofactor binding. The transcript has 25 exons.
UUAUUGACUGAUCAGGAAUAUAUCUGACUUACGAGAAAUGGAAUAAUAUUUUACAAAUCUCAGUUGAUAUCUGUCAUCAUUGCACUUAAACAAAUUGUAUGUACUGUUUUGAUAUUAGAAACUUGAACUGCACCAAGUGGUCUUAGUGGAGGUCAAUUAUUGAUAAAUUAAUGAACGGAUACGGAUUUUUUACUAAAUAUUCCUACGAAUUCCACAAAUAUAAUAGAUAGAAUUCAAAAUGGAAUCGUCAACUUAUGAAAACCAAAUUAAUGAAAUUGCUAAAACCUACGACCGCACAAGUACCAGAAUUAUAAACACACUAACUUUUUUCGUGAAUGGAAAAGAGAUUAAUGAUAGCAACAUUGAACCUGAAUGGACGCUACUUUACUAUCUCAGAAAUAAAUUACGUUUAUAUGGAACAAAGUUGGGGUGUGCAGAAGGAGGAUGCGGAGCUUGCACUGUUAUGAUCUCAAAGUUCGAUCGAAAAACUAAUAAAAUCAUUCAUGUAGCGGCUAAUGCAUGCCUCACGCCGGUCUGCGCUGUUCAUGGCAUGGCUGUCACCACCGUGGAAGGAAUCGGCAAUACAGCGACCAAACUUCAUCCGGUGCAGGAACGUAUAGCCAAGGCUCAUGGGUCGCAGUGUGGAUUUUGCACUCCCGGCAUCGUCAUGUCAAUGUACGCUUUACUGAGGACGAAGCCAUUGCCUAAAAUCGAGGAUAUGGAAGUUGCUUUUCAAGGAAACUUAUGCAGAUGUACAGGAUAUCGAGCAAUAAUCGAGGGUUAUAAGACUUUCACGGAAGAAUGGGAACUCUCUCGUUUAUCAAGGGAUGAAAGCUCCGAUCGACCUUGCUCGAUGGGUGAUGCUUGCUGUAAAAAGGCAUUUACCUCGGAACCAUCGGAACUUUUUAGUGCUAAAGAUUUUUUACCAUACGAUCCCUCUCAAGAACCUAUUUUUCCUCCCAAGUUGCAGUUAUCCUCCAAUUUUGAUGACUCAAACUUCGUUGUCAAGGGUAAAGAAGUUUCAUGGUACAGCCCAGUCAAUUUAUAUGAUAUUUUGGUUCUAAAACGCCAAUAUCCAAAUUCUAAAAUUAUUGUUGGCAAUACAGAAGUUGGCGUGGAAGUCAAAUUCAAACACUACGUUUAUCCAGUACUGAUUCAUCCAAUAAAAGUACAAGAACUUCGGGAAAUUACAGAAUUAGAUAAUGCAAUGAGAAUAGGUGCAAGUGUGACGCUCACAGAAAUGGAAGAAUCUUUAAAUCAUCAAAUCAACACGAAACCAGAGGAGAAAACAAGAAUUUUCAAGUCAAUAGUAGGGAUGUUGAAUUGGUUUGCUGGAAAACAAAUACGAAAUGUUGCAGCCAUAGGAGGCAAUAUUAUGACUGGCAGCCCUAUAUCAGACAUGAAUCCGAUAUUAAUGGCAGCAAGAAUUAAACUGAAUUUAUGCAGUCUCGAUCGUGGGUUUAGAUCAGUUACAAUGGACCAUUCAUUUUUCGUUGGAUACAGGCGUAAUAUCAUUGCUCCUGAUGAAGUACUUUUAUCAAUAGAAAUUCCAUUCUCUACGGCAGAUGAAUACUUUGUUGCUUAUAAACAAUCUAAAAGAAGGGAUGAUGACAUUGCAAUCGUUAAUUGUGCAUUUAAUAUAUUUUUCGAGCCAGGAACUAGUAUUGUCAGUGAGGCCUACAUUGCUUAUGGAGGAAUGGCACCAACAACUAUUUUAGCGAGAAAAACUAGUGAAUUAAUGAUCGGCAAAAAAUGGAAUGAACAUAUGGUCGAAGCUGUAACAGAUUCUUUAGUUAAAGAAAUACCUUUAUCUGGUGAUGCUCCUGGCGGUAUGAUACUUUAUCGACGAUCGCUAACUUUGAGCUUAUUUUUCAAAGGGUUUAUAUUCAUUUUGAAAAAGUUACGAGCUGACGGAAAAAUUAUAGAUGAAAUACCAAUGGAAAUUGAAAGUGCUGGCGAUGAAUUAGAAUUCAAACCACCAAAAAGUUCAGUCUAUUAUCAGAUGAUUCCCAAUGACCAACCUGAAACUGAUUUAAUCGGGCGACCGAUUGUACAUAUGAGUGCAUUUAAACAAGCAACUGGUGAAGCUGUGUACUGCGACGAUAUUCCACGAGUAGCUGGAGAAACCUAUAUAACCUUGAUUUUGUCAACAAGAACACAUGCUAAAAUUUUGAAUAUUGAUUAUUCACAAGCUUUGGCUUUGGAUGGUGUUGAGGGAUACGUAGAUGCCAAUGAUAUUCCAACUGGUAGAAAUCUUGUAGGUCAAAAAUUUUGGGAUGAAGAAGUUUUUGCAUCAAAAGAGGUCCUUAGUCAAGGCCAAACUAUCGGAGCAAUAAUAGCUGUUGAUCAGAUAACGGCUCAAAAAGCUGCUAAAUUAGUAAACAUAGAGUAUGAAGAUAUUCAACCCCAGAUCAUAACAAUCGAGGAUGCUAUAAAACACAAAUCGUUUUUCAAUGAGGAGCCUAUAACUGUUUGUAACGGUGACGUCGAUAAAGAAUUCGCUAAAUCCGAUCACGUACUCGAAGGGGAAAUAAGAAUAGGUGGCCAAGAGCAUUUUUACUUGGAAACUCAAUGUACGUUUAUAAAUUUUCGCGAGAAUGGCGAACUCGAAAUGUUUACCUCAACCCAAAAUCCAACUUCGAUUCAGAGGCUCACUGCGCACGUUUUAAAUUUGCCGAUGAGUCGUGUCAAUGUUCGGGUUAAGCGAUUGGGAGGUGGUUUCGGUGGCAAAGAAACUCGAGAGGCUCUUGUCGCCCUACCUGCUGCAGUGGCUGCUUACAAGUAUAAAAAACCUGUAAGAUGCAUGUUAGAUCGAGAUGAAGAUAUGAUGAUAACUGGAACUAGACAUCCAUUUUUAAUCAAAUACAAAAUUGGAUUUACUAAUGAAGGUAUACUGACUGCUGCAGAGGCGGACAUGUACAAUAAUUGUGGUUACUCAACAGACUUAUCACCAGCUGUUUUAGAAUGUGCUCUGUUUUAUCUGACUAAUGGGUACCAUGUUCCCAAAGCCAAAGUUUGUGGCUACAUGUGUAAAACCAACUUACCAUCAAAUACUGCCUUUAGAGGCUUUGGUGGUCCACAAGGGAUGUUUUGUGCUGAAACUAUGAUUCGACACAUUGCCGAUUACUUAGGAAAAGAUAGUGUCGAGAUUAUGGAGAAAAAUCUAUACAAACCCGACGAUAUAACAUUUUAUAACCAAAAACUAGAACACUACACUUUGAGAAAAUGCUGGGAGGAAUGUUUAUUUUCAUCAAAUUACAAAGAACGUAUUAAGGACGUAAAUGAAUUCAAUAAUCAACACCGUUUCAAAAAGCGUGGAAUCAGUGUAGUGCCCACUAUGUUUGGCAUAGGAUACGAAGUCGAUUUUCUGAACCAAGGGGGUGCAUUAGUUCAUGUUUAUACCGAUGGUUCAGUUCUUGUGAAUCACGGAGGAGUGGAAAUGGGACAAGGUCUUUACACGAAAAUGAUUCAGGUUGCAAGCAGAGCACUGAGAGUCAAUCCAGAUAAAAUUUAUUCUUCAGAAACGACUACUGACAAAGUUCCAAAUACUUUGGCCACUGCGGCGAGUUUAGGAUCCGAUUUGAAUGGAGCAGCUGUCCUGGAUGCUUGCAACAAAAUAAUGUCUCGAAUCAAGUACAUAAUAGAUGAGAAUCCCGAAGGAACUUGGGAGCAAUGGAUCGAUAGAGCCUACCUUGAUAGAGUUAGUCUCUCGGCAACGGGAUAUCACCGUACUCCAGAAAUGGGAUACAGUUUUGAAACUAAUUCUGGAAGACGUUUCAAUUAUUUUACUUAUGGAACCGCUUGUACGGAAGUUGAAGUCGAUUGUCUAACCGGAGAUCACGAAGUUCUUCGAAGCGACAUAGUGAUGGAUCUUGGUCAAAGUAUAAAUCCAGCCAUUGAUAUAGGGCAAGUUGAAGGUGGAUUUAUGCAGGGAUAUGGAUUAUUUACGAUGGAAGAAAUGAUUUAUUCCCCCAACGGAGUUGUUUUCAGCCGAGGCCCUGGAGUAUACAAAAUACCCAGUUUCACAAAUAUACCUCGAGAAUUCAAUGUAUCGCUUUUGAAAGGAUCGUCGAACCCACGAGCGGUGUUCUCGUCAAAGGCUGUUGGUGAGCCGCCUUUAUUCUUAGCAUCUUCGGCACUAUUUGCCAUUAAAGAAGCUAUCAAAGCUGCUCGAAAAGAUAUGGGAUUGCACGACUACUUUAGAUUCGAUUCUCCGGCUACUGCAGCGCGUAUACGCAUGGCUUGCGUCGAUCGUUUCACUAAAAAGAUUGGCGACGGCGACGGAAAAACUGCGUGGAAUGUAAUACCAUAAAUUUUACCACAGUGAUAGUUAAUUAUGUAAUGAAAAAAUUUUUUUAUUUAAAUUUUGUAUUGCUCCACAGCUACAAUUUUGAUAUUGUAUAUGGUAUACUAAUUUAUGUAGAUAUGAAUUGAAUCGAUAAUUAUUAUUAUUAAAAUAAAAAUUACGUUUCGAAAUGUCGCACCCGUUAUUCACUGCAUAUCUGUCACAACAUCCUUUCGAGAUUGAUCCUGUUACAUCUAAAGUUACGAGCGAUUUAUGGCAAUUGCACAACUCAUUCGAUC